CCGCUCUCACAUUUCAAUUCCAAACAAGCUGAUGAUUUCCACACAGACACAGUGAGAGAUAUAGUCAUAUAUAUAUAGUGAGAGAGAGAGAGAGAGAAUUUCUACACGCAUAGAGAGAUAUGGAGGAAGUUUCAACGGGGGCUGUAGUCCCCGCGGUGGUGAAGCCAUCUCCGGACACACCAAAGCGAUCGCCAUCCCCAGCCGCGGCGGCGGCGGCGGCAGUAUUAACUCGUGCUGAAAAAGAAGCCGGCGUUGAACAGUGGGACGAGCUGGACAAGGAUUUUCUGUGUCCGAUAUGCAUGCAGAUGAUCAAAGACGCGUUUCUCACAGCUUGCGGCCACAGCUUCUGCUACAUGUGCAUCGUCACCCAUCUUCGCCACAAGAGCGAUUGCCCUUGCUGUUCACAGCCCCUCACCAUCCAAAACUUGUUCCCCAACUUCUUGCUCGACAAGCUACUGAAGAAGGCUUCUGCUCAACAAAUAUCAAAAACUGCUUCUCCUGUGGAACAUCUUCGUCAUUCAUUACAACAGGGUUGUGAAGUAUCAAUUAAGGAGCUAGACACCCUCUUAUUGCUCCUUACAGAGAAGAAGAGAAAAAUGGAACAAGAAGAAGCCGAGAGAAAUAUGCAAAUACUGAUGACCUUCUUGCACUGUUUAAGGAAGCAAAAAGUUGAUGAGCUGAAUGAGGUACAAACUGAUCUCCAGUUUAUUAAAGAAGACGUAACUGCUGUAGAGAGACAUAGAAUGGAGUUGUAUCGUACAAGGGACAGGUAUUCUGUGAAACUGCGUAUGCUUGGAGAUGAUUCUAGUGUGAGAAAACCGUGGCCAUCAUCAAUAGAUAAGAACACCAGUGAGCUUAGCUCUGGUUCACUAAAUGCACGUAAGGGGUUGGCUACAUGGAAUCUUCAAAAUAAGAAAGUAGACGGAAAGUCUCAUGUAAUCUCUCACGGACUACAGAAAAAGGAUGCUUUAAGUGGAUCAGACUCACAGUUCAUCAACCAAUCCAGUUCAUCUGUAGCAAGAAAAAAGCGGGUCCAUGCACAGUUCAAUGACCUACAAGAGUGUUACCUACAAAAGCGACGUCAAUUGGCAAACAAACCACAUAACCAGCUAGAAAAGGAUAAAAGUAUUAUACCGAGAGAGGGUUAUAACGCUGGCCUUGCAGAUUUCCAAUCAGUGUUGUCUACCUUCACUCAGUACAGUCGAUUGAGGGUCAUAGCUGAACUUAGGAAUGGGGAUCUAUUCCACUCAGCCAAUAUAGUAUCAAGCAUUGAAUUUGACCGUGAUGAUGAGUUGUUUGCUACCGCUGGAGUUUCUCGGUGCAUAAAAGUUUUUGACUUCUCCACGGUUGUGAAUGAACCUACUAAUAUGCACUAUCCUGUUGUGGAGAUGUCAACACGUUCAAAACUAAGUUGCUUGAGUUGGAACAACUUUGAUAAGAACUACAUUGCUAGUAGCGAUUAUGAGGGAAUUGUGACGGUUUGGGAUGUAAAUACUCGGCAGAGUGUGAUGGAGUAUGAAGAGCAUGAAAAACGUGCAUGGAGUGUUGAUUUUUCACGUACAGAACCAUCAAUGCUUGUAUCUGGUAGUGAUGAUUAUAAGGUCAAAGUUUGGUGCACAAAGCAUGAAGCUAGCGUUCUUAAUAUUGAUAUGAAAGCAAAUAUAUGCUGUGUCAAAUAUAAUCCUGGAUCUAGCAAUUACAUUGCGGUUGGUUCAGCAGAUCAUCAAAUCCACUAUUAUGAUUUAAGAAACAUCAGUCAUCCAGUCCAUGUAUUCAGUGGGCACAGGAAAGCUGUUUCAUAUGUGAAAUUCUUAUCAAACAAUGAGCUUGCUUCUGCUUCUACAGACAGCACAUUACGGUUAUGGGAUGUGAAGGAAAAUUUGCCAGUUCGUACCUUUAGAGGACACACAAAUGAGAAAAACUUUGUUGGCCUUACAGUAAAUAGCGAAUACAUUGCAUGUGGCAGUGAGACAAAUGAAGUAUUUGUCUACCAUAAGGAAAUCUCCAGGCCUGUGACUCGGCAUAGAUUUGGUUCUCCCGAUUUGGAUGAUGCAGAUGAUGAUAUGGCAUCUUAUUUUAUUAGUGCUGUAUGCUGGAAGAGCGAUAGCCCUACCAUGCUAACUGCUAAUAGUCAGGGCACGAUUAAGGUGUUAGUUCUUGUGGCUUGAGAAGUUAGAGGGAAAGAUCAGCAUACUAUGAGAGCAGCAGUGAAAUUAAGCUGAAAAUAUCUGUUUUACAUCUCAAUGUAAUGUUUCUUUUUUUGUAUAUGUCAUUCUUUUUUGCUAAAUGUAUAUGUCAUUUAAAUGUGGAGAUUGGUAGGUUUUAGAGGCCAUGGUUGUGUAAAAUUUAUUAUUUAUAGGUCAAAGGUAGUGCAGCUGAAAUUAUAUUUGCCCAAGCCA
Quercus robur (English oak) is the source of this 2399-nucleotide messenger RNA. Its product is annotated as E3 ubiquitin-protein ligase COP1. The record is from RefSeq and is a predicted model, not a curated record. The transcript has 13 exons. Gene Ontology annotation, biological process: proteasome-mediated ubiquitin-dependent protein catabolic process. Bases 120 to 2168 code for a protein of 682 amino acids. Lineage: Eukaryota; Viridiplantae; Streptophyta; Magnoliopsida; Fagales; Fagaceae. Gene Ontology annotation, molecular function: protein binding; ubiquitin protein ligase activity.